AUGGUACUGACGGAGUCGUCACGAUCCUCCAUUUUUACCAACCCCAACCGUCGGUCGAGGAAGGGUUGCAUCGCGUGCCGCACCCGGCGCAAGAAAUGCGAUGAAGCUCGUCCAUCCUGUUCCGCCUGUGACGACCGUGGCAUAGAAUGCUUGUACCCAAGCAAGUCGUCCAAUGGGCAGCCUCAGCCUUCUACCCAGAUUCUUCCCCGAAAAAGUCAGACAGUCCACAGCGAUGAUGUGGCACCAAGCGACCCUCCGUAUCUUGACUUCUGUUCUCCGUCUUCGAUCGAAGGAGCCGGUCUUCAUCACUUCCGAAGCCACUUCCUGGAUCUGAUAUCAAUCUCGUACCACGGUCAGGACGAUCCGUUUCUUACCUUGAUUCUGCCAAUGGUGUCCGAUUCUCCCCUUGUUCGCUUGGCAAUUGAGGCAACAGCAACAGCACAUCUGCAUAAUCUCGGGGUCGCUUCUACCGAGGAACCAAUGCGCUUACAGUCCAAAGCCCUUAGACAUCUAUCCGAUGCCAUAUCAGUGGUACAUACGCCAAAUGUCACAACCACAUUCCAAGAAGAGCUCGCUUCAGGAAUUAUGAUCCUUGUCUACUAUGAGACCACGUCUGGCCUUUCUGCUGAGACGGCUCGCUGGCAUCUUUCGGCAAUAUAUACCAUCCUAACUACACUAUCUGUAAGCAAUCAUGAAUCCCGACGUUUAGACUUUCUAAAACGACUAUUUGCCUAUUUUGAUAUCUUUGUAUCACUAUCUCUGGGCUUAGAGCCUUUGGCUAAUGCCCGAAUGUUUGAAUCCUUGCUCGAUACAGACUUCUGUCCUGCAUUCGGGUAUGCAAUCACCCUUUACCCCUGCCUCCAUUCUCUUGCCAGCCUACAGGCAUGGCAGCAUGAAAUACAAGACUCCGGCCUGGACUUCUAUAGCCAAUCCGUGCAUGAGCUCGAACAAAGGCUUCAGUCUUGGCAGCCUCCCAUCGUUCAGCCGUGCAAAACCGGGAUAAGAAACUCGCGAGUCUGGACGACGGGUGUUCCCAUAACAUUCCAACAGAAUUUGACUCACGAGCGUCUCCUCCAAACCGCGUUAGCUUUCCGAUCAGCAGCUCUCCUCGUUGUCUCCGAGAAACUGCUCCCCUUGGCCUCUCCAACGUCUCCGCAGCCAUCAUCUGCUUCCCAUACACACUACACCGAGCUCUUCGACCAUCUCCUCCGCCUGAAUGUUCUUGCUCUCACUUCCCCACCUCAAACCACGGCUUCAUCCAAUGAGCUCCCAUCAGACUCCCGCUUGACUGCUAGAAACACAUCCCUUCAAUCUCCACCAACGGUGCCCUCCGCCUUCACGACCUUAGCAUCAACCUGCGCGCCUCUCACUACCAUCACCUGGCCACUCUAUACCGCCGCGCUGUACGCCAAAACCGCAUCAGACCGCGCCGUGCUGUCCAGCAUCUUCAAACGCGUAUACCAGCGGCACCGAAUGGGUGUCGUCGGCGCGGCGAAAAGGCAUGUGGAGGAUGUAUGGAGGAUGGACGAAGGCUACAGCACGAUGAAUCCACCACUGCUGGCUUGA
Molecule: messenger RNA, 1566 nt
Organism: Endocarpon pusillum Z07020
Lineage: Eukaryota; Fungi; Ascomycota; Eurotiomycetes; Verrucariales; Verrucariaceae
Exons: 3
Coding region: 1-1566 (521 amino acids)
Biological process (GO): positive regulation of transcription by RNA polymerase II
Cellular component (GO): nucleus
Molecular function (GO): transcription cis-regulatory region binding; DNA-binding transcription factor activity, RNA polymerase II-specific; zinc ion binding
Source: RefSeq, a predicted model, not a curated record